AAUCGAAUUUUGCCACACAUGCGCAAUAUGUCGGAUAAGACACGUCGCUAAAGUAUUAAAGGAGGAAAUCUGCAAGAUAACGAUAUCUGGCGCUUGGAUAUGAGAAUAUCGAUUACAUAACAUAUUAACACGUCAACGUCAAGGUUAUCUUAUUAAAACCGGCUUAAAUUAUUCUUUCUGGUCCAUUCUUGUGGCAAACUUUUCAUAUUUGAAAAAAUUAUUCUCGAGAAAAGAUGGAUUUGACAACGUUUUUUAUAGCGAUAGGCGGUUUCUUGAUAUCUGUUGCUGUACUUUGUGCAAUAGCAGUUUUUCUUAUGAAGGAAAAAACUUAUGAAGAAAUGAUUGAAGAACAACGUCAAAGAAGCGGCUUAGUAGACGAUGUGAAAAAAGUUAAAGAAGAAAAAAAGAAGACUAAAAAAGAAAAGAAAAAGAAGAAAGAUGAAAAGGAGGUGGGUAAGUCUAAGGAGAAAACUGUCGAACGUCAAGUAGAGACACAUACAAAAGAAAGCAAAAUGCUGGAAUUUGAGAUUGACGCCGAACAAAUUGCUGAGGCUGACAGUGGAGAAGUGAGAAACAGAAAGAAGAAGAAUAAGAAGGACGUGCAUGGAAUUCUACUGAACAAAGCAGAAAAGCCAGUCAUUAAAGAACGACAGGUUACCGAAACUGAAUUCCGAAAGCUACCUAGAGAUGAAGUUGAAAUGGAAUACGAUAGAAGAUCGAGGCAUUCCUCUUUCUCUGAACCACCCGUUGAGGAUGAUAAGAAAAAAAUUGCGGAAAAACGAAAGACUUUCGAAUCUCUAUUAGACAAAGUUAAGGGCGUUAAGCUAAACGAAAAAGAUAUAAAAAAUCUAAUAUCUAAUCUUCAACUUGAUGAAAAAUGGAGUCUGAUAAAGAAAGUUAAAGUUGAAAAAUGGCAAGAAAAGAUCAACCUUAAAGAAAGUGAGGUUAAAGAACAGGUUAAACGAGCUGAUGAAAUUGAACGUCGUUAUUACGUGGCACAAACUGAUGUUGAAAAGAUUCAAAGGAAAAUGAAGGAAUCCACUGAUAAAUUGUUAGCGGAGAAAGAAAAAUUGUCCUUAAAAUUAGAAAAUGUCGAAAAAGAACGAGGAAAUGAAAUAAUACAAUUAAGAGGCCAAACUCAUAACAUGAAUGAAAAAGUCAAUCAAUUGAACCAACAAAUCAGGAUUGUUACCCGUGAAUUGGACAACAAAGUUAGCGCUUUAACUACUACUCAACAAAGAUUGGCAAGUUUAGAGCAACAACAAAAGCAACAGCAGCAACAGCAACCGAAAGCUAAUAAUAUUGACGCUGAGGCAGCUAUUAAUAAAAUGGAACAAUUAAAGAAGGAAAAUGACGAGUUGAGAAAGAAAAAUGAAACACUGAGAGACCGGAAUAGAAAAGUCCACGAGGCUUUAACUGUAGCCGAGAAACGUGCCUCUGCUUUGAACGACGAAAGCGUAGACAAUCGUCAACUGCAACAAAACUUGCAGUCGCUAAACGAUCAGCUUCGCGAACGUGAGGCACAAUUGAGUGAAAUGUCAUUGAAAGUCCAGAAUUCAGAAAAAUUGGGAGCAGCAUACGAGCGUUUACAACAGCAAUUGAAUGAAGUAGAAGGAUUUAAAGUUGAAUUGGAGAAAAAAAUUCAAACUUCUGAAGAAGCGAAUAAGAAAUUGGUAGCAGAUCUGAAAGAAAUGGAAAAAAUUUGCGAUGGCAAAACAAACGAGUUUAAAUCCGAAUCGGAAAAAUUGAUAAAUGCUACUCAAGAAAUUGAAUCUUUGAAAUCUUCUCUAGAUGAAUUAAAAAAUUCUAAUCAUGAACAAAAUUCUUUUGCCGAGAAGAUCGGUGACUUAGAAAAACAAUUGAGCGCUGCUCAAGAUGCUAAGAAAUUGGCUGAAGAAGAAUUACAAAAAGUUACGGAUGAACUAACUAAAAAGAAUGAUGAGGCUACCAGGAAAAUUGAAGAAACUAAGCAAAAAGCUCUUGAAGAAUAUAAUAAUAUUUGUAAUGCUAAUGGAAACACUGAAGCUGAGCUGAGGAAUCUAAGAAAGGAGAACCAAGAAUUAAGAGAAGGCUGCCAGAAGGCAACUGAUGCUCUUACUUUUGCUGAAGCAGAUGCCGAGAAUAUUCGAAAGGAUUUGAACAAUAAAGCGAAGGCUUUAGACAAGCUGAAUUUGGAGAAUAAGGAAUUUCAGGAGCGGGAGAACAAGAUAAAGAGUGAAUUAGCAGCUGCACAGGAUAAACUGUCAUCUCUAGAAAAUUCCACCAAUGACAAUCAUAAUAAUUCGUUUGAUCUCUUGAGGCGGUUAUUCCCACAAGUAGAUUUGAAAAAUAAUAUGAGUGAAGAUGAAGUAAUUACUCUAUGCUCCAGCUACACUCAAGAUGAAAAGUUGCAGGCAAAACUACAACUACAAGAGUCAACAUUAGUUCAAACUAAAAAUGCCUUAGAUGCAAUUGAGAGUUCUGUUGAAAAGAACGAAGCUCAAUGGAAAGAGGAGAAACAAUCCAUGUUAAAUGAUUUAGCUAAAACGAAGGAAGAACUAGAGAGUCUUCGACGUAACCAAACUGAAGUGAGUCGAUAG
Messenger RNA from Dimorphilus gyrociliatus, 2579 nucleotides. Lineage: Eukaryota; Metazoa; Annelida; Polychaeta; Dinophilidae. The record is from the annotation of a GenBank genome assembly.